AUGGCUUCAGGUCCACCCAAGAAAGUCGCCAUCAUUGGCGCAGGGCUAGCAGGCCUCGGCCUGGCACUGGCCCUCCAUGCAAGGUCAAUUCCUUGCACCAUCUAUGAACUUCGACUUCCGUCUAAGGUGACCACCGGCGCUCUCAUGCUCUCACCCAACGCACUGGGCGUCCUGGAUUCAUUGGGCGUCUACGAACGAAUUCGGAACAAAGGAUACAACUUCGAAAACAUUGCCUUCAAGAACGACAAGGAAGAAACGACUGAUCUGUAUCCCCUUGGCAAUGAGAAGUUGUAUGGAUACAAGGCCCUUCGGAUCUAUCGGCAGGUUCUGCUUACCGAACUACGAACGAUGGUUCAAGAACGCGACAUCCAAGUCAUCUACGAGAAGAAGUUCUCCCGCGUUCUCCAGGAAUCUGCCGACGAGGGCGUGACGUUUCAGUUUGAGGACGGCUCAACCGCUCAAGCUGACUUGCUCGUCGGCACAGACGGAAUUCACUCGACUGUCCGCCAAAAAGUGUCUCCCUCCACCACUCCACUCUACUCCGGCAUGUUGGCCAUCACCUGCGUGAUUCCAACCUCGAAACUCCGUUUCCCAGCCGACAAGGACUACUCGACCCUCCCCGUCGCCAUUCACGGCAAAGCGGGAACCUUUAUCUUCGCGCCCCAGGACGUGGACGGAUCCGAAGUCCUCGCCGGCAGCCAGAAGCGAUACCCGGAACAAAGCAAAGCCGAGUGGUCGCGCCUCUUUGGAGCCAAAGACGAGCUCCUCGCCCUGCUCUCCGCCAACCGGGCCGACUGGCCCGACAUCGUGCAAUCCGGCCUGGAAAACGUCCCCAAGCACACCCUCUCCAUCUGGCCCUUCUACAUCGUCCCCAAACUCGCCGCCUGGAGAUCGGAGAAACAACGCGUCAUCAUCCUCGGCGACGCCGCCCACGCCAUCCCCCCCACCGCCGGCCAAGGUGCCAGCCAAGCGUUCGAAGACGCCUUCACGCUGGCCUUUCUCCUCUCCAGGCUGUCGCCGCAGAUCCAAUUGGCCGCCGCGCUCGAGUUCUGGCAGAACUACCGGCAGGAGAGGGUUGACCAGGUGAUUGCGCUGACGCAACAGCUGAAUAAUAUGAGGUUGCCCGCCGCAGAGCGGGAGAAGCUGGGCAAGGGAGAGAUCUGGCGGAGUGGAGAUGAGGCGCAGUUGGAGUGGCUCUAUGUUCCCAGGAUUGAGGAGAGGUUGGCCACUUGGGUCGAAGAGGCGGAAAAAAGAGAGGGAGGUGAGGACGGGACAGUCCAAAAAAGCUUGAUAUCGUGA
Molecule: messenger RNA, 1299 nt
Organism: Endocarpon pusillum Z07020
Lineage: Eukaryota; Fungi; Ascomycota; Eurotiomycetes; Verrucariales; Verrucariaceae
Exons: 1
Coding region: 1-1299 (432 amino acids)
Biological process (GO): secondary metabolite biosynthetic process
Molecular function (GO): FAD binding
Source: RefSeq, a predicted model, not a curated record